Oncorhynchus mykiss (rainbow trout) is the source of this 8714-nucleotide messenger RNA. It is a transcript of the gene rusc1, whose product is annotated as RUN and SH3 domain containing 1. The record is from RefSeq and is a predicted model, not a curated record. Gene Ontology annotation, cellular component: cytoplasmic vesicle. Gene Ontology annotation, molecular function: protein binding. NCBI's taxonomy places the organism in Eukaryota, Metazoa, Chordata, Actinopteri, Salmoniformes, Salmonidae.
AGGUGGUCGCGAGAGAAGAGAGCUCUCGCUUUAACCAUUGGAGAGGCUGUUCGUUGGUCGGACGGGGUUGCGCGCUCGCAUCCGUUUACCGAGAACGGAUUCUGCAUCUCCAUCUUCUCCUCAACGAAGCUGAUGGAUCUUUGGAGUCAAGCCAAGAUGUGACCGUCACGUUUUGGAUCUCUUCAUCCUUUAGAUAGAAAACAGAACCCCUGUUUCUAUAGAAACAGAAAUAAUUGACAAUUAGAAAACUAUUAUUCCUAAAAUGCACUCCUCUAGCCGAACCUUCGCUCCGCCCUUGAGGCCUCGUCGCAUCGACACGAGCAGGCGGACCACCACCGCAGCGGAACCAAAGCCACACGGCCCUGUUUCCCAGAGGGAAGACAAAAACAUGAACACCAUUUCCUCUUCCUCUCCUCGGCGCGCCACCAAAGCGACCCCUGAGUCUUCCAGGACCAGGGUGGGGGUCCAGCCUCGUGCCCCCUUGGGUCAGUCCAGAUUGGGCUUACAGAGAAACACAGCUCCCCUCUCUACGACCAAACCCAAACCCAAACCUAAAAGUGUCCGUGCAGCAGCAGCUGUGUCGAAACGUGCCCCUUUUCCUCCUCCUCUUCCUCUUCUUCCUCAUCUGGACCCCAACUGUAAUGAACCCAGCCUGCCUUGUCUGUGUUGCGACGGCCAUUCCCCCCAGGACAAUAACAGUCUGUUCAACCACAACCACAACAACAACAAUACCAUCUCCAUCAGACAGCAGCUGAAGCUUCAGCCCCCUCCACCACCUCCCCUGCUACCCCAGAGACAGGAGGGGACAGGGGGCAAGACCAAGACACAGGCCAGCCCCUCUCAGCCCCAGCCUCAGGUCCUGGCCCCAGCCUGCCCCCCUAAUGCCCUGGAACUGGAGAAAGGAACACAAGUUGAGGAGAAUGCAGAUGUUAACAAGAACACAGAUGUGGUCAUAGACAACAAGAAAGAAACGGAGGAAGAGAUGGAUGACAAGAAAGAAACAGAGGAGGAAGAGGAAAACAGUGUUGAUGUUGAAGUUGAUGAUGAGGAGGAGGGAGAUGAUGAUGAUGAUGAUGACGACACAUUGGUCCCAUCGUGCUGCGACUGCCCUCCCUCUCUCCUGGAUCUCUCCCUGACCUCCUCCACCUCCUCAUCCUCCACUUCCAUCAGCUCCUGCUCCGAUCUGGAGUCAGACUGCGCCGAUCUCUCCACCUCUCUCUCGUCCUCUGGCCACAAGUGGAACGCUGAUCUGUCAAUUUCUCAGGACCACACUCACAUUCAUGUUCCUGAACGCUACCCAGCCUCCCGUUACCCCCCUGUCCUGCACCUCAACCCCAAACCCCCCUCUGUCUCUCGUUGCCCUUCCUCCCCCCCACACGCCUGCUCCCCAGACGAGGGCUACCCCUCCGCCCCCGCCUCCCCCUCCUCCUCUGACUACCUGGGGGUCAAAGGUCAGACAGGCUUAGGGUCAGAGGUUGCCAAACUAGGCCUCCUGGACUUCCUGGAGUCAGUGGGAGACUUUGGAAAGAUGGAGCGCUUUAGCCAGGUGAUUCAGGUGGCUCGCUGGGACCUGGAGGGGGAUCCUCAAGGGGAUCUACUGAGGGAUCGACUGGAUCACCUGGACCGACUGGAGAGUGUCAACAGGCAGGUGAAGCUGGCCCACAUCACCAGGCUCCAUGAGAAGGGACUGGAUCUAGGCGAUCUGGGCAAGGAGGAUCUCUCUGAUGUUCUGGAUGAGAUGGGGAACGUGGAUAUGUCUUGGAAGCUGUAUAAGGGCCGGGGAGGGUCUUUGGGAGAUUCCCAGGAGUUCUCUGAUGCUGGAGUGGACCUGACAGCACCUUCAGACUGUGACGAGCCCCUGGUCUCACAAUCAGAGACCUCUUCGCCCAUAGAGCUCCCACCGAGACCCCCCAAACCCCCUGCCCGCUAUGCCAGCGUGAACUCUGAACUCCACACCUACAUCAACAUCAGCCGUGAUAUCACCCCCUCCGUCUCUGUCUGCACCUCUCCAUCCUCAUCCCCCACUUUCUACACCUUCAGGUGUGAGAAGGCCCUCCCUCCUUCCCCACGCUCCAUCCCCCCUCCUCUUCUCUGUCAGCCCAUCCCUUACUUUACUCUCUACAAAUCUUCCCCUCUCCCAUUCUCCCUCCCCUCCUCCACUCCCCCCAUCCCUCCCCCUCGGAGGAAGCACCUAGCCCGUAAGGAGGCUCAGCGUCUCGCCACCCUCCAAGCAGGAUGCGGGAAGACCCCCCUGUCCCUCUCCCCUCCCAACUCUCGCCCCCCUCCUCUCCCCCCUGCCCCCACCAUUUCCAUCUCCAACUCCACCACCCCCCCUGCCAUCCCUCCCCCGCCCUCUCUCCCCCCUCCUCCCUCUUUCCAUGCGUUGGAUGAUGAGAUCCGUAAGCUACUGGUGCUAGCAGGACUGACCCAGGCUGAGCUCCUCAAACUCAGCCCAGAGCUGGGGGUUUGUGUAGGGGGACUGGAGGAGGAGGGAGAGGGGGAGACCCACCACACCUCCAGACCUGGACAGACACAAGAUAGAGGGAUGAGGAGAAAAGAGGAGAAGGCUAAGGAGCAGUAUGAUAUAGAUGGGUUGGCUGUGGAUGGAUGGAGAGAUGGAGGAGGGAGGUCAGAGGUGGAGAGGGAUAGAGAGACUGAUAUAUUUGGAGGAGUAAAGGAGGAUGAGGGAGAGAAAGAGGAGAGCAGAGAUGUGUUUAGAACCACGUCUUUCACUGACAUGGCGAGAAGGAGGAAGAGAAACAGCGGGUUUGGGGCUAACGUUAGCCUAGCAUCUGACUCCUACUACAGCACUGGCAAUACCAACACCUCUAACAAUGUUAACUUCGAGACUUUCAAAUAUUCCCCUGUGCUCUCGGAAACCCCUCCCCCUCCUCCUCCGCGUCCCUUACCCCCUGUCCCCCCUACCCUGCCCCCCCUCAAAGUUUGCACCCUACUCGCCAACUCUUUACGCCCUGAGCGAUUUGAUUGGCUCAUGGCUUUCUCCCCCGAUGGUGAAACCCUGACCCUGCCCCCGCCCUUGGAAGUUAGAAAAUCCAAUGAGGAAACCCUGAAGAAAUCUACUUCCGGGUCAACGUCGUCAUCUGGGUCAACGUCAGGGUCGGGUUCAAAAGUGAUGACCUUCAAAGAACUGCGUAACCGUAGCAAACACAGCUCCCCGGCCUACCAACUAAUAACUGAACCGGAUCCUGAUCCCACAGUCAUAACCCCUGACCCUGACUUCCUCUACAACCUCAAGUGGAGGAGGGAAAAGACGGACAGUGACGGAAUCCAAUGGGAGUACACCUCCCAGGCCCAGGCCACCUUCCUGCAACCACCUCCCCUCACCUCAUUGGCUGCUUUUAGGGAAAUGUUCCAGAAAGCAGAGGAUGCGAUUGGACAACCCCAGUUAUGUCCCUCGCAGCGGAUUGGGUGCUCAGCCAGUGAAGGGAACCUGUGGAGGAUGGAUGGACAGAGAAAAGAGGAGGGAGAAAAGAGGAAAGAAGAGGUAGAGGAAGAAGAGGUGGAGGUGAGAGGAACAGCUGAUGGAGGAAGAACCUGGGAGUCAAGAACUACAGUGUCCUCACCCCCUCUCUCCCUGGCCCACUCCCAGCCCUCCUCCUAUUUCCUCCACCCUUACCGCCCAGGAUACUGUGGUGCUCAUACGAGACCAGUCCCCAGGACCCAACCUCACAGCCACACUGAAAUCCAGUCCACAGCCAUAGGCCCUAACCCCUACACUACCCAGUCCACGGCCCCUAACCCCUACACUACCCAGUCCACGACCCCUAACCCCUACACUACCCAGUCCAUGACCCCUAACCCCUACACUACCCAGUCCACGACCCCUAACCCCUACACUACCCAGUCCACGACCCCUAACCCCUACACUACCCAGUCCACGACCCCUAACCCCUACACUACCCAGCUAUCUAACCCCUUUGCUACACCAUACACUCACACAGAUUUAAAUGAAGACAGCCAUGGAACUUAUUCUGAGAAUGAUAUUGAUUCUGGAUAUAGUGACUAUUUUAAGAAGGAUGGAGGCCUAGACUCUGCACAUCGUUUUGGAAAGGACUUCAAGAGCAACAUUGAUAGUUUGUAUCGUUAUGUGAAUGAGUCCAAGACUAAAGAAAAGCUGGAGUAUGGCUUUGUCUCUGAAUCCAUCACUGACUUUGACUCCCUCUACUGCACCGCUAACGUCACUGAUAAACAGCCUCACACCGGCUCACACACACUCGUCAGCAAUGACACACACACUCAAGGCUGCACCACCCCAUAUAAAAACGUUGACGCGAUGAUGAUGGCAUAUGCCAAAACACACACUGUCGGUUCCCUUGGUCGCACUGACACACACACACACACCUCUCACCCUGGCCAGAGCAGAACCUCUAAAGAUCUCCCUCCCCUCCCUACCUGGUACCUCUACCACCCCAAAAACUGUCCCAUCCACAGGGGUGCCCCUCCCCGCCUCUCCCCCAUCGGGGCUCUCGACCCCCCCUAUCGCUCUGGAGCCCCCCCUCCGGGCCUGGACGCGUCCUGCCUCAGCUCACCCCUGUUCCCCCGCUCUCACACCCUCCCUGCCCUGGCCGCCCCCCUCUACUACCCCUUCCUCUACCCCCCUAUCCCCCCCAGGAAAACUUCAGACCCCCCAAAACUCAUCCAGGUUCCGCCGCUGCCGCCUGCACUGACGGUUCGUAGCGUCUCAUUUGCCAGCUCUGUACAGAGAGGUGGGACUUCCUGGAUGGGCGAUGACGUGAAGGCCCCUCUGAGAGGCCUAGGGCUGUCCUCUCUGUGCCUGCUGGAAAAAAGAGCUCUGGUCAGUGCAGUCAGUGUGGCAGUGGAGGCCAUUUUGGCUCAGUUCAGCUCCUCACGGACCUUGGUGCAGAAGUCUGCCUCCAUUAACAAGGCUCUAUCAGGAGACAGCAGUGUGAAUCCGUCUCUGGGCCGGCUGGUGCUGCAGUGUUUGUGCCCCGCCCUGCGGAGCCUGCUCUCCGACGGCCUCAAGCCCCACCAGAGUGAUUUGAUCUCGGGCAGGAGGCCAAACUCAGCCUGGGGACUGGUCCAGGCCUCCACCAGGCCAGGUAGGAACUCUGGAGCGCAGUACAGAGGGCCCAGCACUCAGUCCCUGUACAGCCUCCAGGCUAGAAUAGGAGAGCUGCCCCAGCUCCGGCAGAACAAACACAGGUUCAACGCCUUCCUCCUCGGCCUCCUCAACAUCAAGCUUAUGGAUUUCUGGCUGUCCCAUCUCCAGUCAUGCAGUGAUGUGUUGGUGACGUUCUACCAGCCCUCCUCCUUCAUGCGUCUGUCAUUGACUUCCUGCCAGCCUCUGUUUGAGGAGCUCCUCCUCCUGCUGCAGCCCCUCAGUCUCCUGACCCUUAACCUCGACCUGCUCUUCCAGCACCACCACCUGGAUCCAGCCAAUCACAGCCCAGAGAUCCCCAGCCCACCCAAUCAGGACCUGGGAUUCAGGCUCUCGCCCCGGGGGUCCGCUUCCCAAAGCAGGGGCAGCAGCUAUCUCGAGAGCCUAUCAGAGCUGGACUUAGGGAGAGCAGAACCCGAGGCGACCAAUCAUAAUGUGAGCUCGUCGUCCCUGGCCAACUCAGGGGUGGGAGGGUUGGUGGAGUCACUGAAGCCAGCGAAGGUCUCUGGGGGUCUUGCGGAGACAAGUCCUCAGCUGAUGUGGGUUCAGGAGAAAGAAAUUAGGGAGCUAGCACCUCCUAAUGUUGAGGAGGCCAGUCUCUCCCAACAGGCAGGACAGGUGAUCCAGCAGGGAUGGGGGGCUGUGGUACGCUGGGGGGGCAAGCUGGGCCAGAACCUGGCUGAACUCAGCCUGUCUGCAGUACAGAACCAGGAGGGGACAUCCAGAGAGCCCCAGACCAGUACCCAGGCCAGGAGUGACCCUCCUCAGGUCGAUGGAGCAUUGGCGGUCCCCUGGGGUUUGGGACGGCUGUUUGGAGCCUCCAAUAACUCCACGAUACCCACACUUCCAACCAGACGUCCGUCUCAGUGGUUGUCUCCAGGGGUGUCUGUUCUGACCCGGAUGGUGAGCAGCAGUUCCAGCGCUAACCAGAGGAGGGUGCUGGAGCCCCAGCAGGUAGAAGAGGUGUUAGAGAGAGAGAUGGAGACAUGGGACAACCCAAGACCCCUCAGGUCAGUCAGAACACUAUGCGACCACUCUGGCACAGGGGCGGAGCUAAGCUUCCAGAAAGGGGAGGAGUUAGUGGUUUUAGGGGGUGUCGAUCAUGACUGGAUUCGCUGUCGUCAGGGAGACCGAGAGGGGCUCGUACCCAUUGGCUACGCAUCACUUAUCCUGUGAUUUCAGACACCUGAUCAGAGUUUUGAUUGUUUGAAUAUAUCUGGGGGAGGGAAAAUGAAGUCAUAAAGCUAUAAUGUAUUUAGGCAACCAUAGAGAGGCUGUGGUGAAGUCCCCAAUGCUCUCAGAGAAAUAGUUCACCCCUGAAAGUUCAAAUCACAUGUUUAUAUCUCUAAAGUGGUCCAAAGUCGUAUAUCAGGGUUCCCCAACUGGCAGCCCAUGAUUUUAUAAGGGUUUGGGUUACUUGUUGGACAUAAAAUACUAACAUCAGUAAACGUUGAAAAUCUGUUCCAAGGUAUUCCCACACAUAGAGAGAGAUGUGAUUGUUUACAAAUCUAAGCAAGGUUUGAAAUUAUUAUAUUUUAGCCAAAUGUUAUAUCUGUUUGGGCUUCUUGCGGUCAAUUUGCAGUCUACAAAUUAUUUGUGAUUAUGUUCCAGCCCCCUGACCAUCCGUGGCUGAAUCUAGUUGACGAUCUCUGGUCUAAGUGAUUUAGUUCAGUCCUUACUCUGCACCAUCUGUGGUGUAGAUCCCACUAUAUGCACUGGUAGAAAUCUGCAAAACUCAAUCCCUAAAGAACUGUACCAUCUAAUGCCAUCUAAUUAGGGGGAUUUAAGGAAGAUUUAAUUUAGCUCACCAGAUGGUGUGGAAUAUGGACCCAGCACGACUUCAGACCACUUUUGAAGUGUGAAAACUUCAGACAAACACUUAUCUUGGUGUGGACUAUCCCUUUAAAUGUCCUCCAUUCAUCAUCUCUCUUUGGUGACCACUGAUCUGAGAAGGACUGGAUAAAGCUUUGUAGAAUUCUAUUCAUAGUUUGCACCUCCGUCACGUCAUGCCAAGCCGCCAUCGGCGGUGCCCUAAAAUGGUGAUAAGCCCCGUCGUUCUGAGUCUUAACUACUGUUUAGUAUAAAUUAAUAGCAAAAUUCUGCAAAAAUAGCUAGUAAAGCAAACGUAGGCUAGUUACAAUCAGGUGGCCUCCCCUCAAUUUAAGCUAGUUAGCUAAUGUUAUACUGCAUCUAAAGUCUAUCUGGUGACAUCAAAAUGAUGACGAAAGAUUUUCCUAAUAUUUAUUUGCCUGUUUUUGAAUGUCAUUGUAUUUCCAGGCCACUGUAAUGCACUUUCGAUGAAAUAUUCAUCAGCGCUUAAUGAUGAUGAUGCAUUGAGUAGAAUGCUCAGUCGGGCAUCUGUCCAAACGAACGUUAAAAACAAUAUUGUGACGAAACAUGCAACCAAUGCAUUCAGCUUAUCCAAACACUUUCAGAUCAGCAGUCACUAUGGGAAGAUUUAUAGCCUGGUAGCCAGGUCGGUUUCUGCUCUAGACCCAGACCUUUCCGCCAGGCUAACCGGUGAAGGGAGCCAUGGUAGAGUAUUGGAGCGUAGCCCCUGUUACGUAAUGUAGUACCAUAGUGAAAUGUAGCUGUUUUCUGUGUUCUAUUUGACCUUUCACCCCUAUUGAUCUCUCGCCUCUUUCGCUUAGUCUCUGUGUGUUUGACAUGUUCCCACUACAAUUAAUAGUCAGUUUAAAAAGGAUAACUAUUUGACUGUAUAAAUAUACAUACAUAAUAUAUAGGUAUAUGAAUAUAGAUUAAUUUAACCGAUAGAUAGAUAACCAAGAGAAAACAGAUAGUCAAACGUUACUAUAGAUAAGGUUGAUCAUGAAUCAAAUUGAUAAGUGAUCUGGCCUUUUAUCCCCAACUCACCAGUCACUACUCUAUAGUCAUUAUACACACGGACAGCUCCAGUGUUUUUGUCAAUUAUUGGAAUCCAGUGGCUUCAUCUUAGUGUGUGUUGUAUGCAUUGUCUUGACGUCAAAUCCUUCAUAUCUUCAUCAUAACCUGAUAGAUUUAGUCUCAUACCUUUAGACUGCAUUUAUUGUAUAAUGAAUGCUUUGAGUGAAUGGAGUGGGGUUGGGCUCAAUAUGGCAGUCAAUUCAGGAAGUAAACUGAAAUUGCAAUUCGAUGAUUGAAAUAGGGGCCUGUAUUUUUAAUGACUUCUUAAUGAAUUGAAAAGGAGAAGCUAUUUAUGUUUUUUAAGUAGCUGAUUUUAAAUUCAAAUCUCUUCCUGAAUUGGCGGCCUUUAAUUCGAAUUGAGCCCAACCCUUGAAUGCAGAAGAAUAUCUAUCUAUAUGACACAUAUCUAUCUAAAGGACAUUCUAGUAUCCAACAGUAUAUAAGUAUAACUGGCAUAGCAAUGCUGUAACUUCAAUCAGUCCACACCUCUUAAACCUCACUAACACAUACUACUCAGUGCUUAUGGAAAUAUCAAUGCUUUGAGACGGACAGAUAGACAGACAGAUAAACAGACAGGUAGACAGACAGAUAGACAGACAGAUAGACAGACAGAUGAACAGACAGACAGCUAGACAGACAGACAGAUAAACAGACAGACAGAUAAACAGAC